Molecule: messenger RNA, 1889 nt
Organism: Sphaeramia orbicularis (orbiculate cardinalfish)
Lineage: Eukaryota; Metazoa; Chordata; Actinopteri; Kurtiformes; Apogonidae
Product: secretory carrier-associated membrane protein 2-like
Exons: 9
Coding region: 111-1091 (326 amino acids)
Biological process (GO): protein transport
Cellular component (GO): trans-Golgi network membrane; recycling endosome membrane
Source: RefSeq, a predicted model, not a curated record
GCGCAUGCUCAGUGCAGUUCACCACAGGAAGUGGAUCCGUCUGACGCUGCUCUGUUCAGAGGAGCAGACUUCCCGCUGACUGAGACCAACCGAGGCAGAGACACCACAACAUGUCCGGAACCGACCACAACCCGUUCGCGGAACCCGGAGGAGACCCGAACCCGUUUAAUGACCCAUCGGUGACCCAGGUAACCCAUUCCUCCAUGGACCCGGUGGACCAGUACAACCCGUUCCCUCCUCAGUCUUCAGACAGUUUAGCCACUCAUACGACUCCAUAUCAGCCUGCAGUCCUACAGCCGUCCACAGAGCCCAGCCCACAGGCGGCUGCUGCUGCAGCUCAGGCCAAUCUGCUGAGGCAGCAGGAGGAGCUGGAGAGGAAAGCUGCAGAGCUGGACCGCAGAGAACAGGAGCUGCAGAACCGAGGACCCACCGGUAAAGAGAACAACUGGCCUCCUCUGCCCAAAAGUUUUCCAAUCAAGCCUUGUUUCUAUCAGGACUUUUCUGAGGAGAUCCCCCUGGAGUACCAGAGGGUCUGUAAGAUGAUGUACUACCUCUGGAUGUUUCACUGUGUGACUCUGUUCCUGAACCUCCUGGCCUGUUUGGCCCAGUUCAUCAAGGCUUCGUCCUACGGCGUCAACUUCGGUCUGUCCAUCCUCUGGCUCAUCCUGUUCGCUCCCUGCUCCUUCCUCUGCUGGUACCGACCCGUCUACAAGGCCUUCAAGACUGACAGCUCCUUCAGUUUCUUCUUCUUCUUCUUCGUGUUCUUCUGCCAAGUGGCCAUCUUCACCAUCCAGGCCGUGGGCAUCCCCAGCUGGGGCAACAGCGGUUGGAUCACGGCUUUCACCAUGAUUCGGGCUGACACGGCGGUCGGAUGCAUCAUGAUCGUGGUGGCGAUCCUGUUCACCAUGUGUGCAGUUCUGUCUGUGGUCCUCCUGAAGAUGGUCCACAGUAUGUACCGUCGGACCGGGGCCAGCUUCCAGAAGGCUCAGCAGGAGUUUUCUCAGGGCGUCUUCAGUAAUAAGGCGUUUCAGAGCGCCGCCGCCGGGGCAGCGUCCUCCGCCGCUCAGGGUGCCUUCCAGGGAAACAACUGACGCACCGAAGGGGGCGGGGUCUGGGGGAUGUCAGGUGACCACAGCGACUACAGCCGGUCGGGGAGCGGCAGCGAACGUCAGACCUGAUGGCGUCCAUUAGACCUGCUGCCGCGGCGUCCAAUCAGACGGCUGGGUUCUCCGUGUGUUUCAGCUUUUGUAUAUUCGGGCGCUUUGUGACCGUUCCUCAGCGUUUGUUUGACAUUUGGGCAAAAUGAAGUUUGUGAAUGUUUGAUCUUAACAUUUCUACACUGACUUUAAAAAGAGGAAGGAACACAAUCAAAGGGUUGAUCCGUUUCUUCUCUGUCCACAGCUCAUUUACUGAAACAUGUUUAUAUGAAGUGCGGUGCUCGUUUCUGCCUUUAGAUUUUCCAGUCAAUCAUCCACAGAAAAUCAUCCUUUGUUCAUUUCAUCUGAUUCAAAAUAACAGUGAAAAACAGUCCAUACAGGCCAUGGAUGAGGUGGGGGUCAGUACGGUGGGGGUCCCAGUUAAAGUCUGAAGAGGAAGUGUGAGGUUUAGGCCUUAAAACAGGGCGGUCCAAUGCAGCCCAGUCUGAACUGGAUCUGAUCUGCAACCUGAUCUACAGUCUGAGCUGGAAUGGGCCACAUCAGUCAAAUAAUAACAUAAUGAUUAAAAAAAAGUAGUGACAACUCCACACUUUCUAUGUCUAACUUGUGUGUUUUAGAGAGAAAAAAAGUACAAUUAUAUUAUGAAAAUGUUUACAUCUACAAACUACCCUUUAAGAAAUGUACACAACCAUGAACAAACUAAAAUUUAUUAAGAAAAAUAUGUAAUUGUAC